Messenger RNA from Phialemonium atrogriseum, 1678 nucleotides. RefSeq names its product myo-inositol-1-phosphate synthase. Gene Ontology annotation, cellular component: cytoplasm. Lineage: Eukaryota; Fungi; Ascomycota; Sordariomycetes; Cephalothecales; Cephalothecaceae. The record is from RefSeq and is a predicted model, not a curated record. Gene Ontology annotation, molecular function: inositol-3-phosphate synthase activity. Bases 232 to 1557 code for a protein of 441 amino acids. Gene Ontology annotation, biological process: inositol biosynthetic process; phospholipid biosynthetic process. The transcript is spliced from 3 exons.
UCAAGCUUUUCAGACAAUUUUCCACCCACAGACACCAAUAGCAACACCGUUGUCGAUCGCGCUCUCGAGUUGCGAUCAGUGAAAUCCGCAAAAACGUUUUCUAAUCUCCUCAACUCGGUCCACCACCCGUUCGCAGGAGUCCGUUGCUCUGCCUCCCCAGGAAGCUCAGCGGAUUCGGCCCCUACCAGAUAAAAGGCCCUCACCCAAGCUAAGCUAAGCAAAGCACAAAAAAUGGCACCACACGCCGAGGUAAGCGUGGGCUCCGCGAACGGGAAUGGUUAUGCGACGAAUGGCCACGCGACUCCCGCGGCCAAGGACCUCUUCACCGUCAGCUCGCCCAAUGUGGCGUAUACCGACUCGGAGAUCCGCUCCAAGUACACGUACCGCACCACCUCCGUCACCCAGGGUGGCGAUGGGAAGUACGUUGCGACCCCCUCCGAGACGGUCUACGACUUCAAGGUGGACCGCAAGGUCCCCAAGGUCGGCGUCAUGCUCGUCGGUUGGGGCGGCAACAACGGAACCACGGUCACGGCUGGCAUCAUUGCCAACAGGCGUGGCCUCUCCUGGGAGACCCGAGAGGGCCCCCGCGCCGCCAACUACUAUGGCUCCGUCAUCAUGGGGUCGACCAUGAAGCUCGGCACGGAUGCGAAGACCCACAAGGACGUGAACAUCCCCUUCCAUGAUGUUCUCCCCAUGAUCCAUCCCAACGACUUCGUCAUCGGUGGCUGGGACAUCAGCGGCAUGAACCUUGCCGAGGCCAUGGAUCGCGCCGCCGUCCUAGAGCCGACCUUGAAGGACCAGAUCAAGAAGGAGAUGGCCACCAUGGUCCCUCUGCCUAGCAUCUACUACCCCGACUUCAUUGCUGCCAACCAGGAAGACCGGGCCGACAAUAUCCUCCCCGGCUCUAAGGCCUGCAAUGCCCAUGUUGAACAAAUCCGAAAGGAUAUCCGUGACUUCAAGUCCAGCAACGGCCUUGACAAGGUCAUCAUCAUGUGGACUGCCAACACCGAGCGAUAUGCCGACCUCGUCGUUGGAGUCAACGACACGGCCGAUAACCUGCUCAAGGCCAUUGAGAACAGCCACGAGGAGGUUUCGCCUUCGACCAUCUUCGCCGUUGCCAGUAUCCUUGAGAAUGCUCCCUUCAUCAACGGAUCCCCCCAGAACACCUUUGUUCCGGGCGCCAUCCAGCUGGCGGAGAAGCACAACGCCUUCAUCGGCGGCGACGACUUCAAGUCGGGCCAGACCAAGAUGAAGUCGGCCCUGGUCGACUUCCUGAUCAACGCCGGCAUCAAGCUGACCUCGAUUGCGAGCUACAACCAUCUGGGCAACAACGACGGCAAGAACCUGAGCUCCCAGAGGCAGUUCCGCUCCAAGGAGAUCUCAAAGUCUACCGUCGUGGACGACAUGGUCGAGGCCAACACUGUCCUCUACAAGAAGGGCGAGCACCCGGACCACACCGUCGUCAUCAAGUACAUGCCCGCGGUCGGCGACAACAAGCGCGCCCUGGACGAGUACUAUGCCGAGAUCUUCAUGGGCGGUCACCAGACCAUCUCGUGAGUUAUUCCCCUCUUUUAACCACCCUCCCCUCACUCACUCUCUCUUUCACCACCCUUCUCCGCAGUUGGGGCUUUUUGUUAACCCGUUCUCGCAAAUAGGAUCUUCAACGUCUGCGAGGACU